This is a messenger RNA of Anoplopoma fimbria (sablefish), 910 nucleotides long. Its product is annotated as beta-2-microglobulin-like. The transcript is spliced from 4 exons. Gene Ontology annotation, molecular function: MHC class II protein complex binding. The coding region runs from base 69 to 419 and encodes 116 amino acids. Gene Ontology annotation, biological process: positive regulation of T cell activation; immunoglobulin production involved in immunoglobulin-mediated immune response; peptide antigen assembly with MHC class II protein complex. Lineage: Eukaryota; Metazoa; Chordata; Actinopteri; Perciformes; Anoplopomatidae. Gene Ontology annotation, cellular component: MHC class II protein complex. The record is from RefSeq and is a predicted model, not a curated record.
CGCUUCAAUUUACCUCUCUGAUCACAGCGGACGGUUCAGAAGAGACUCCAGAAGAAAACCUGGCCAUCAUGAUGCUUGGUUAUUGUCUAGCCGCUCUGCUGGCUGUCUGUUUCGCUCAGGAUGCCAUGCACACUCCGCCCAAGGUUCAGGUGUACAGCCACAAACCGGGAGAGUAUGGGAAAGAAAACACCCUGAUCUGCCGCGUGAGCGGCUUCCACCCCCCUGACAUCACCAUCGAGCUGAUGAAGAACGACAUGGAGAUCCCCGAAGCCCAGCAGACCGACCUGGCCUUCAAAAAGGGCUGGCACUUCCACCUGACCAAGAACGUGGCCUUCACACCCAAUCGUGAGGAUAGGUACAGCUGCAAGGUCACGCACGGGACGACAGUGAACAACUACGCCUGGGAGGCAAACAUGUAAUGCACAUGACAGUGGAGGCCCAGAUCGAGUGAUACCAGAUAUUUUUGGCCCGGCUGCAGCGUGUAUUCUUCACAUCUCCAAUCAACAGGAUCACAGUCUCUACCGACUUCCUCACCUCCCUUUUUACCCACAAAACAUGAGAUAAAUAUCAAUAUCAAUAUAAUCAGAAUUUCUCACUCAACUAUUUAAAUGGGAGAUAUUGCACGGGCUGCGGAAGCGCUUAUGCGUUUUGUGAUUUAGCGAUGUAGUUGCUUUGACAACCUAUUUUCCAGCUUUUGAUAAUGAAAUGUGUGUAACUGAUAACGAAAUGUUUAUUUGUUUCUGUAAACAAAGUGUUGAGAUGUAAUUACUCUUUUCUCUACCUAGAUGAGGCAAUCAAAUGCUAAUUGGUCACGUUAGAAAUACACAAAUUGGAUGUGUUUAACAAUUUUGAUUUUUUAGUUAAGGUAUUUGUUAAUCCCCUUUACAAAAUAAAUGCCUCUUGAAAAAUC